GCACCAGCGAGCCGGGGCAGGAAGAGGAGGUUUCGCCACCGGAGCGGCCCGGCGACGCGCUGACAGCUUCCCCUGCCCUUCCCGUCGAUCGGGCCUCUCGCCGCCGCCGCCGCCGCCGUCGCCGUCGCCGCCCUCGGCCUGCGCCCCGCCGCCGGCCCCGCUCCGAGAGCCCAGCGCAGCCCAGGCCGGAGACGCCGCGGCCGGGAAGGCGGCACUGCCGCGGCCCGGCCACCGCGCGCCCUGCGCUUCCCUCCGCCCGCGCUGCGGACAUGGCGCGGCGCUGACUGGCCCGGCCCGGCGAGACCGCGCGCCCGCUCGCCCGGACCCGACCCGACCCGACCCGCACCGGACCCGCUCCGGCUCCGGCCGGCCGCUGCUUUUUCCUUCAACGGCCCGCAGGCCCGCGCCGCCCGGGAGGGGAGCCCACAGGCGCAGGGAGGCCGAGCGCGGACUCGCCACCACGCUCCAGAAUGGCAGAAGACGAUACAUAUUUGGGAGGGCAUGAACAAAUGUUUCAUUUGGAUCCUUUGACUCAUACAAUAUUUAACCCAGAGUUAUUUCAACCAGAGAUGCCACUAACUACAGCAGAUGGUCCAUACCUUCAAAUAUUAGAGCAACCUAAACAGAGAGGAUUUCGUUUCCGUUAUGUAUGUGAAGGCCCAUCCCAUGGUGGACUCCCUGGUGCAUCUAGUGAAAAGAACAAGAAGUCCUACCCUCAGGUCAAAAUCUGCAACUAUGUGGGACCUGCAAAGGUUAUUGUUCAGUUGGUCACAAAUGGGAAAAACAUCCACCUGCAUGCACACAGCCUGGUGGGAAAACACUGUGAGGAUGGGAUCUGCACUGUAACUGCUGGACCCAAGGACAUGGUGGUCGGCUUUGCAAACUUGGGUAUACUUCAUGUGACAAAGAAAAAAGUAUUUGAAACACUGGAAGCACGAAUGACAGAGGCAUGUACAAAGGGCUAUAAUCCUGGACUUUUGGUGCAUCCUGAUCUUGCCUAUUUGCAAGCGGAAGGUGGAGGAGACCGGCAGCUCACAGAUCGGGAAAAGGAGAUCAUCCGCCAGGCAGCUCUUCAGCAGACAAAGGAGAUGGACCUCAGCGUGGUGCGGCUCAUGUUUACAGCUUUUCUUCCAGAUAGCACCGGCAGCUUCACGAGGCGCCUGGAACCCGUGGUAUCAGACGCCAUCUAUGACAGCAAAGCCCCCAAUGCGUCCAACUUGAAAAUUGUAAGAAUGGACAGGACAGCUGGAUGCGUAACUGGAGGGGAAGAGAUUUAUCUUCUCUGUGACAAGGUUCAGAAAGAUGACAUCCAGAUUCGAUUUUAUGAAGAGGAGGAAAAUGGUGGGAUCUGGGAAGGAUUUGGAGAUUUUUCCCCCACAGAUGUUCAUAGACAAUUCGCCAUCGUCUUCAAAACUCCAAAGUAUAAAGAUGUCAACAUCACAAAACCAGCUUCCGUGUUUGUCCAACUUCGAAGGAAAUCUGAUUUGGAAACUAGCGAACCCAAACCUUUUCUCUACUACCCUGAAAUCAAAGAUAAAGAGGAAGUGCAGAGGAAACGGCAGAAGCUCAUGCCUAAUUUCUCAGAUAGUUUCGGCGGCGGGAGUGGGGCUGGAGCCGGAGGCGGCGGCAUGUUUGGCAGUGGCGGUGGAGGAGGGGCUGCCGGAAGUACGGGGCCAGGGUACGGCUUCCCUCACUAUGGAUUUCCUACAUACAGUGGAAUUACCUUCCAUCCUGGAACCACUAAAUCUAAUGCCGGGAUGAAACACGGAACCAUAGACACCCCAUCUAAAAAUGAUUCUGAAGGUUGUGGAAAGAGUGUGGACAGAGAGGCGGCCAGCCUCCCUGGGAAAGUAACUGAACCCACAGAACAAGAUAAGGAGUCCAGCACUGGGGAUGACGAGGUUGCUCUGACGUAUACAGUGGGAGUAAAGGGAGAGAACUGUAGGUUUCAGGAUGAGCUCUUUCUAGAGAAGGCUAUGCAGCUGGCCAAGCGGCAUGCCAACGCCCUUUUUGACUAUGCGGUGACAGGAGAUGUGAAGAUGCUGCUGGCUGUCCAGCGCCACCUCACUGCAGUGCAGGAUGAGAAUGGGGACAGUGUCUUACACUUAGCAAUCAUCCAUCUUCAUGCUCAGCUUGUGAGGGAUCUACUAGAAGUCACAUCUGGUUUGAUUUCUGAUGACAUUAUCAAUAUGAGAAAUGAUCUCUACCAGACACCCUUGCACCUGGCAGUGAUCACCAAGCAGGAGGCUGUGGUGGAGGACUUGCUGCGGGCUGGGGCCGACCUGAGCCUUCUGGACCGCUUGGGUAACUCUGUUUUGCACCUAGCUGCCAAAGAAGGACAAGAUAAAAUUCUCAGUAUUUUACUCAAGCACAAGAAGGCAGCACUACUGAUGGACCACCCUAACGGGGAAGGUCUAAACGCCAUUCACGUAGCCGUGACGAGCAACAGCAUGCCGUGCCUGCUGCUGCUGGCGGCAGCCGGCGCCGACGUCAACGCGCAGGAGCGGAAGUCCGGGCGCACGGCGCUGCACCUGGCCGUGGAGCGCGACAACGUCUCCCUGGCGGGCUGCCUGCUCCUGGAGGGUGAUGCCCAUGUAGACAGUACCACCUAUGAUGGGACUACAGCCCUUCACAUAGCAGCCGGGAGAGGGUCCACCAGGCUGGCAGCUCUUCUCAAAGCGGCAGGUGCAGAUCCCCUGGUGGAGAACUUUGAGCCUCUCUAUGACCUGGAUGACUCUUGGGAAAAAGAUGGAGAGGAUGAAGGAGUCGUGCCUGGAACCACACCUCUAGAUAUGGCCACCAACUGGCAGGUGUUUGAUAUAUUAAAUGGGAAACCAUAUGAGCCAGAGUUUACAUCUGAUGAUUUACUUGCACAAGGAGACAUGAAACAGCUGACGGAGGAUGCAAAGCUGCAGCUCUACAAGUUGCUAGAAAUCCCUGAUCCGGACAAGAACUGGGCAACUCUGGCACAGAAACUAGGUCUGGGGAUACUGAAUAAUGCCUUCCGGCUGAGUCCUGCUCCUUCUAAAACUCUUAUGGACAACUACGAGGUCUCCGGGGGGACAGUAAGAGAGCUGGUGGAGGCCCUGAGACAGAUGGGCUACACCGAAGCCAUCGAAGUGAUCCAGGCGGCCUUCUGCGCCCCGGGAACUGUGGCCUCCGGCCCCGGGAAGGUGGCGCCUCAGACCCUCUCGCUGCCCCUCUCACCUGCCUCCACGAGGUCGCCAUUAGACGAGGCCCGAGACGACAGCAUCUGCGACAGCGGCGUGGAGACGUCCUUCCGCAAACUCAGCUUUACAGAGUCUCUGACCAGCGGCAGCUCCUUGCUGACUCUUAGCAAAGUGCCCCACGAGUGCGGACAGGAAGGACCCAUAGAGGGCAAAAUCGAGCCUGCCGGCCCUUUCCCUCACGCCGUGUAAACCAAAGCUCUGAAAUUCCACCAUCGUCCAAAAUAAGGAAGCCGAAGUGCAUCCGCAGGAGCUCAGAGGAAAACCAGCCUGCCUGAAUCUCUCGGAAUUUCAUUCAAGGCCCUUCGAAGUCGGCUUCUUUCCUCGGUUCUCACGGGAAUGUUACUAGUCCCAUCCACGAACACAUGGUCCCGAGUGGUCGCCGGCCGGCCCGCCGCCUCGCCGUGGGCGAUUUCGCUUAGUGAGCUUUCCCAGCUGCUUCCCGUUGUCACUGCUGCUGCCCCCCACCCCCGCACUCCCACCGGCAUUAAAAGGCGGCCCAGUCCCCACCUGGUCUUCUCUCUGGCCGUCCACAGCACUGUCGUGCAUUCAGAUUAAGGAUUAUGAAAAGGGAUAUUUUUAAAAUGAAAGUGACGUGGUGUAUAAUUAAAAAAAAAAAAAAGCCUUGACUGCUUUUCCUAAUGUGGUUAUCUAUGUGAUUUGAAAAAAGAACAUGUGAUGUCAUUAUGUAAACGUAACAAUCAGUGCUGAAAAAGGUCUUUUCCCCCCUUUUCUGCAUUUUGCUAUUGUAAAUAUGUUUUUUAGAUCAAAUACUUUAAAGGAAAAGAUGUUGGAUUUAUAAAUGCUAUUUUUUAUUUUACUUUUAUAAUAAAAGGAAAAGCAAAUUGAUGAUCUCA
This is a messenger RNA of Callorhinus ursinus (northern fur seal), 4084 nucleotides long. RefSeq names its product nuclear factor kappa B subunit 1 (gene NFKB1). The record is from RefSeq and is a predicted model, not a curated record. Gene Ontology annotation, cellular component: cytoplasm; NF-kappaB p50/p65 complex. Gene Ontology annotation, biological process: regulation of DNA-templated transcription; signal transduction. NCBI's taxonomy places the organism in Eukaryota, Metazoa, Chordata, Mammalia, Carnivora, Otariidae. Gene Ontology annotation, molecular function: DNA-binding transcription factor activity, RNA polymerase II-specific; RNA polymerase II cis-regulatory region sequence-specific DNA binding; protein binding.